UUGUCUGACGUCAUCAGGAAGACCGCAGAUGGAAAGAUGGCUGCGUUUCGCUGUCGGCGAGACCCGUGCGGCUUUAUUUGUCUCAUUUUAACUUAUUUCAGCGUCUUUUACGCCGACUAUGUUGUGAUUCAGUAUGUCCUGAUCCCGGCGUACUCUGAAAGUGUAUGGUGCACUCUCCAUGGAUCUGUGUUCAAUAUUAUUCUGUUACUACUGCUGGCGUGCCAUUCAAAAGCAGUGUUCUCCGACCCUGGAAUGGUUCCUCUACCUGAGACAGCCAUUGACUUCUCUGACUUGAGGUCCCAGUCCAACCGUCUAAAUGACAGAGGCUGUGAGGGCUGGACAGUGUGCAGUCGCUGUGAGACGUAUCGGCCUCCUCGAGCCCAUCACUGCAGAGUUUGUCAGCGCUGCAUCAGAAGAAUGGACCAUCACUGCCCGUGGAUCAAUAACUGUGUUGGAGAGCUCAAUCAGAAGUACUUCAUUCAGUUCCUCUUCUACACAGGCAUGGCCAGCUUGUAUUCCAUGGCGCUGGUGGUGUCAGCAUGGGUGUGGAGAAUAAGGAGUGAAAGAGAGGGAGAUGAAGAUAAAGAAGGAGAAGAAUCUCCCAGCAAACAUCUUAUUGUGGCACAUUAUAUCAUUCUGCUGGUGGAGUCAAUACUUUUUGGAGUGUUUGUCUUGGUGAUAUUUUAUGACCAGCUGGUGUCCAUUAUAACAGAUGAGACGCCCAUCGAGCAGAUGAGGAACAGACUAAUGAAAGACAAACUCAACAACACCCACCCGACACACAUUACACACACAAGAAAGCCAAAAAUCGCAUUGCUGAGGGAGGUUUUUGGACGUGGUUCUAUACUAUGUUGGCUGUUCCCGCUCCAUUCCUCCCCCCCUUCUGUUGGCGGCAUCAGUUAUUCAGCACUUCCUGAUUACAAUGUGUAACACUAAUCAGUUUUUCAUUGGUUCCUUUGAACUUUCCAUCAGUAUUUCAUCGUGUGUAGGACACUGUGAAUAUUAUGUUACUGAGGUGCAAAUUUCAGCUAUGAAGGAAGAGUGCUUCUCUCUGUGUGAGUGUUUUUGUACACUGACUUUCGCUUACUGCUUCUCUAUCUCACACACACACACACUCAGAUACAAAUACUGUUACAAAAGGGACUUCCUUUACAAACCUGGAUCGUUUUCCUUUCUGUGUUUCAAAUAACCCAGGAUAAUUAAUGGAUUUCAUUUUAAUUUAAUCAUACAUUUUAUUGUGUGUUUUGGAGUACAUGGACUGUACUCCAUUUUACAUACGGAUUGUAUAUAAAGAUGUAUUUUAUAACUUUAAUUUCUGACAAAAGUGUUGCAUUUUCAGGGUACUGGACUACUUGUUGAAGUGCUUGUUUUUAUUUGUUUAAAAUCUUAAAUGUUUUUGCUGUUUUAUGGACAGCUUGAGGGAUGUGUGUACAUAACAGAUGAACUUGUAUAUUGAUAAUGUUUACAUUGAUAUUUAUUGUAAUUUAACUGUGGAUGUUUGUGUCUUAAUGCUGCUCUGAUUUAUGUGAAGUAAAAGACAUCUUUUCAAAUUCUGGCUUUUUAUUUAUUUUUUGCUUUAAAAUAAGUUUAAGUGAAAAUAAACCAAAAGUGUUACAUGUA
Molecule: messenger RNA, 1620 nt
Organism: Rhinichthys klamathensis goyatoka
Lineage: Eukaryota; Metazoa; Chordata; Actinopteri; Cypriniformes; Leuciscidae
Product: zf-DHHC domain-containing protein
Exons: 9
Coding region: 37-930 (297 amino acids)
Molecular function (GO): palmitoyltransferase activity
Source: RefSeq, a predicted model, not a curated record